Nycticebus coucang (slow loris) is the source of this 1271-nucleotide messenger RNA. RefSeq names its product cytokine receptor like factor 2 (gene CRLF2). The transcript is spliced from 9 exons. Bases 149 to 1264 code for a protein of 371 amino acids. Gene Ontology annotation, biological process: cytokine-mediated signaling pathway. Gene Ontology annotation, molecular function: cytokine receptor activity; protein binding. The record is from RefSeq and is a predicted model, not a curated record. Gene Ontology annotation, cellular component: external side of plasma membrane. Lineage: Eukaryota; Metazoa; Chordata; Mammalia; Primates; Lorisidae.
GUGUUGUUGGGUCAGCCACGGAGGACCUGCUGGCUCUGCCCAGCACUCUAAGAAAUCUCCAGAUGGGAGUCCAGAUGAUCUUAGAUGUGCUGCGAAAACUUUAAAGGACCACUAACUAAAUUACUUUCGAAAGAAAUUCAGAGCACACAUGCAGAGAUUCCUUCUGUCCUGGGGAGCUGCCAUCUUUCUGCUGGGAGAUCUCACGUGUCCUGGGCAAGCAGGAAUUGGAGAAAAGUUGCAGCUUCAAAUCAUCUACUUCAAUUUUGAAAUGGUGCAGGUUACCUGGAACGCAAGUGAAUACUCGGGGACAAACCUCACUUUCCUCUACACAUUCAGCAGUGAGGGAGAAUAUGACCAAUGCACCAGGUAUAUUCUUCAACACAGCCACACGGUCGGCUGCCUCCUGGACACGAACGAUGACGGAAUUCUGUAUUUUUCCAUCAGGAACGGGCUGCAGCCUGUUCUCACCGAAAGUCGGUGGAUCACUGAUUACCUGAAGCCCAGCUCCCCGAGAGGCCUGCGCUUCCUGUGGUGCAAGGAGCAGGUCACCGUGACGUGUUCCAACUUGUCCUACGGUGACUUUUUGUACGAGGUCCAGCACAGGAGUACCUUUGACACCACCUGGCAGUCCAAGGAGGAAAAGACCUGUCAUGUCACAGUGCGAGGCUUGGACGCUGAGAAAUGCUACUACUUGCGGGCCAGAGUGAAGACAGAUGAACUCAGCUAUGGCCCCAGCACCUACCCCAGCGACUGGUCGGAGGUGACCUUCUGGCAGGGAGGCCAGCGGAGGGAUUCAUGCCCAGAGGAGCAACAGGCUGUCGAACCCAAAUUCCCCAAAUUUAUAUUAAUUUGUAGCCUGGUCUCUCUGCUGACAGUGUGGCUUCUCCUCCUAUCUUUGUGGAAGCUGAGGAGAGUGAAGAAGCUGCUCAUUCCCAGCAUUCCAGACCCGAAGGCCUCCUUCCCUGGACUCUUUGAGCAGCAUCAAGGAAACUUUCAGCAGGAGUGGAUCAAAGACACCCAGGACGUGGCCCAGCUAAAUAAGAUGGGGAGUGGCGGGGAACAGGACUGUGGCCCUGAGGAUGCCCUGGUGGUCCAGGUGGCCAAUGUACCCAAGACGAUGGGUCCUGUGUGCCUGAAGAUGGGGGAUGAGGAGUCCUCUAGGGGUUCUCUCCAGUUCCCUCACCAGCUGCCCAAAGGUGGCAAUGUGGUCUCCCUUGGGGGAUUCACAUUCGUGACAAGUGACAACUCCUAUGUGAUGUUAUGAGGGCGGC